Molecule: messenger RNA, 1567 nt
Organism: Saccostrea cuccullata (small rock oyster)
Lineage: Eukaryota; Metazoa; Mollusca; Bivalvia; Ostreida; Ostreidae
Exons: 7
Coding region: 14-1567 (517 amino acids)
Molecular function (GO): zinc ion binding
Source: RefSeq, a predicted model, not a curated record
AGAAAAAGCUAACAUGGCGGAGAAUUAUAAACACUGGACGGUCCCGCGUCUAAAAUGCGAACUUUCCCAAAGAGGUGCUGUGAUCACUGGGAGAAAGAUUGAUUUAAUCGAAAGGCUUGAAGCAUACGACCGCAACAAGAAUUUUAGGCAAGACCCUAUCGUAAUACCCGAACCAGUAGAUGUGUUUUGGCCAACAUGUGGAUUCCAACAGUUAAGACAAGAACACAGACAAUUGCUACCCAAGUUAUCAACUACCCAGAUCGAGAAUUACUUUUUGUACAGAAUGGCAGAAGAUAAACAAAUGACAUCUGAUAUCAAGGCCCUGGAGAAGGGAAAAGAUCUUCUGAAGGGUAACAGAAUCUUAGCCUGCAGUAUGUGUGUUUCCGGUGAUGUGUACCUGUCUGGGAUAGUUGGUGCAGCUAUGAAACAAAAGGUUUCAUAUAAUUUUAAAAUAAGGCUUGGAAGAACCCAUGGGGAACCCUUAAAUUCACAUUGUGAGUGCCCAGCUGGGAAAGGUCCACAUGGGACAUGCAAGCAUAUUGGAGCGGUUUUGUUGAUGGUGGCAGCAUUCAUCGAAAAGGGGGAGAUUUCUGUGAUGAAAGGCUGCACAGAAAAUUUACAAAAUUUCCAUGUGCCGAAGAAAAUGUAUGAAGGUAAGCCUCUUAUUGCGGACAAAAUCCCUUGGAAAAGGAAAAUCUCGGAGGACAUGCUUGAGGACCCAAGAAAAGAAAAGUACAAAAGAAAUUCCACUGGGUACUCAAGUUAUGUUUACAACUGCAUGGUGAACUAUUGUGCUGCCUCCUCCGUGGACAUAACUUUGAGAUAUUCAACACCUUCUACAAGUCUUCUGGUUGCAAGUAGAGAUCAUGAUUACCUUCAACUCCCCUUCACAGAAUAUAUUGUAGACAGAGCAUUGUGUGUAACUCCAGAAAAAGCAGAGACUAUAGAGAAAACUACAAGGCUACAAGCUAAAAGUAAACAAUGGUUUGAUGAGAGAAAGUGGAGGAUAACAGCAUCCAGAUUCGGAGACAUUGCAAAAAUGACUUGCCGCAGAGAUACACGGAAACUUUGUUCGAGUUUAUAUCAAAGAAAUUUAAUUUCUACUUCACCUAUCAUGCAUGGUAGACAAUAUGAAAACAAAGCUAUAUGUAGAUUUGAGGAGAUUUCUGGUCUCAAAGUUAAAAGAUGUGGACUAUUUGUAUCUACAGAUUUUCCAUUUCUUGGUGCAACACCAGAUGGGUUAAUAGACAAUGCUGCCAUUAUUGAAGUUAAAUGUCCUUAUACUGGUAGAAAUGAGGAAAUCAAACGUGGGAAGAAAUUCCCAUUCCUUGUUGAGAUAUCUGAUGGCACUGUUACACUUAAAAACUCUCAUAAAUACUAUGAUCAAGUGCAAGGCCAGCUUUUUCUUUCCAGAAGAAAAAUGUGUCAUUUUGUUGUGUUUACUUUCUGUGAUAUUUUGAUUCUGAAAAUUCAGUAUGAUGAUGAUUACUUCAGGUUCAGUUUGCUGCCAAAGUUGGAAAUGUUUUACAAGAAACACUUUAGACCUUAUGUUGCUUCUUGUUUGUAA